Molecule: messenger RNA, 2088 nt
Organism: Malassezia globosa CBS 7966
Lineage: Eukaryota; Fungi; Basidiomycota; Malasseziomycetes; Malasseziales; Malasseziaceae
Exons: 1
Coding region: 1-2088 (695 amino acids)
Molecular function (GO): nucleic acid binding
Source: RefSeq, a predicted model, not a curated record
AUGUCUGCGGAUCCGCAUUUUCUCGACUCUGCGAGGCGCGUAAAGGCUCAACCACAUGAACACAAUCGCUUGCAAGUGCGAUUGGAUGUGCCUGGUGGCGUGACGUUUGCACCUGAUCAACUGUUCCCACACAACGCGACAAAACGUGUUUUUCAAGUGCCGCGUCUUCCGGAACCAUCAUAUUCAUACUACAACUUCGAACGUGAAAUUUGCCAACAUAAUGGCGUGCCAUAUGUUCCAUCGUCAGCGUUUGUCCUGGGCGAUGAGGAUGAGUUGACGCCGUCUCAGAAGCUUGCACAAGAAGUGCGUGAGAAAGAAGCAAUAAAAACGACCCCUUCAGCUAGCACUGAUACUGCCGCUUUGAUUCCAAAAAAUGAAGAAAAACUAGACUCACUGAUACAAGCGAUGGGUCUCAACGAACCGCACGACCACGCUCAGCAAGCCAAGUCACAAGACAUGUCCUCUGCACCUGCAGGAUCGCCAGCGUCUGAAGACAAGCGUGAUGCACUGUCUAAGGCAUCGGAAUCACCCUCUCAUGAGGUAAAGAGGAUUGCUUCAAAACCCAAGAAUGGCCCAGUCACGAACGCGACUUUGGAUCAAGGCGCCAGCGAAACACCAGCCCAUACCGGGGGUGAGCAAAUGAAGCCUAUCGACUCGGCAAAGAAGAAUUUCGAGAAAAAUAUGACAAAAUCACAAGCAAAACGAGCAAAGGCCAGGGCCAAAUCACGGGCUAAAAAAAUGGCAGAACAAGCUCAUGAGCAGGAUGAGUCGCGUCUUAGCACCGAACAGGCCGAGCAACACCAAGACAGAUACGAGCUUGGCGACCCCACAGCCUCUCAGCCAGAUCAGGCUAGCGCAAAGAUCCAAAAUGAAAACGCGGGCAGCACGGACCGCGCUCACAAACAGCGCGUAAGUCAAAAUGAGGACGUAUAUGCAGACGAGGGCUUCAAGUCCUCCGAAACAUCCACAUCUACAGAACAAACUCCUUUUUCGAAAAACAAAAUCAGUGAUACGACUACAAGUGCUAAGGCCGAACAGGAUACAUCAGCUCGUCAGUCAGAUCCAACUAGUGUGUCACAACCAGCCGAUGAUCCAUCUGAGCCGUCAAGUGAUCACUUGACAUCCAGUACUUUGCAUGAUGCGCAUGCGUCACUCGACAAAGGAGUCAAAGAAAACACGAGAGUGGUCUCGAGUAGACCGACAGCCGACACUGCCUCCCUGCGUACAUCAGCCACGAAUUUGUCGACGUGUGCGCCGACACUGAGUGGAUUUUCAGUGAUGGCUGAGGAAGCACGGCAUGGGAAGUCUGAUGGACUACCAUCCGUGGUACGGCAACAUCUCUUCACGACUGACUACAAGCCACCACCAAGUAUUUCGGACUCAAGUUAUUCUAAAAAACCAUGGAACAAUAAGUCAUACUCGACCAACCGUACAUUCGAAAUGUUGUCAAACCAGCCAGCAGGACGCGAUGCUGGCUCGCAAUGGGAUGCGAUUAGCGGUAGUGACAGCAUCGGCGCACGAGACUCUCAUGCAUCUAGCACGUCACUUGACACGAUUGCCACGCUUUUUACACCGGAUCCUCGACCAUGGCAUCCAUACCGCUUCGUGCGCCGCACGAAUCCUCGUCAGGUGCUACUAUUUUGUGCUGGAACAGCCUUGACAAGGCAGCAGAUUGAGGCAUCAGAGCAGACGCGAAAGACUGCUGCAGUGAACGGCACUGCAUCUAUAUCGUUGCCAGAAAGCGCGGAUCGUGCAGCCGAUUCCAAGUCGCUUGCUUCGUACUUUGCAACGACCGAAAAUACGAACUUGCAGGGCGGCCUUGGAUUUAUUUACAGUCCCUGUGAGUCCCUGUGUCGAGCGAUGAAUCAACCGAUAGAUCUAGCGCGUGUUGAACCAAACUUUUCAAGACGUUUGGAACGACCAGAAUUUCCGCAUGAAACAACGAAGCGUCGCGCGGCUCUGCGUAGCGUGAUUGCUGCACUGGAGUACAUUCCAUGGGAGGAAGAGGGAUUCGACAAAAUUGUCAUAGCGACGCACCACGGAUGGAUCGUGCGUGGUAUUGCCUAUGAGUACGUGGAUAUUGGGUGA